UAUUUCAAUUCUGUAAGCUUUGGUUACCAGGACUUAUUUUCAAAAUUUGGUCUGCUCAAAAUUAUCGUCGCUAAAGCCAUGCUUCAAUUAUUAAAUUACUCAAAAUGCACACAGCUGCCGUAUCAAUUAUUUCCAUCAAUAUUCAGUGGGAGCUUUCGGUUUAUGUGUGAUAAAACCAAGAAUCCGUGCAGUUCAACUGAAAACACAAAACCCGCUUGCAAAAACCAGCCUAAAACUGAUGCAAAAAAUGAGAAUCAAUGCAAAAAGCAGGAAACACCUGAAGUAAAUAAGGCUGCAUCUGAAUGCAAGAAGAACCUCGAAGUAAAGGCUGCACCAGAAUGCAAAAAGAAGGAGGCGCCUGAAGAAAAGACUCCUGACUGUAAAAAGAAGGAGGCACCUGAAGAAAAGAAGGCGCCACCUCAAUGCAAGAUGGCACUCGAAGUAAAGGCUGCACCUGACUGCAAAAAGAAGGAGGCAGCUGAAGGAACGAAGGCAAAACCUGACUGUAAGAAGAAGGAGGCACCUGAAAGCAAGCAGAACGAUGAAAUGGUGAUCAGAGGUGGCUCCCAAUGUAAGAAACCAACCCCACCCAAACCUCCGCUGCAAGACGCGCAAAAGGCGCUCUGCGAAAAACUGAUUCUCAAGCGCGAAGAAUUGAACAAAUCAAAAGGUUGCCAAAAAGGAAACAAGGAAUCCGGUGGCGGUUCAAAGGAUCCGUGUACCCCUUGUCCUCGACCAGCACCCUCGUUCAAGGAUUCAAAGAAGUGGAAGAAUAUCACGUUGAUGGGUGUGCUGCCAAUUGUGGCCAUUCUAACGAUUCUCGUCUUUACCACACGUGGCGAGGGAGAGAGGCCCGAGUUUAAGGCCUAUCCGCACAUGUACCAGCGUACGAAACCAUUUUUCUGGGGCGAUGGCAACCAUAGUAGAUUCCAUAAUAGUUAUUGGAAUGCCCUUCCCCCAGAUGGCUAUGAGGAUGAAAUCGACGUGGAAGCCGCUGGCAAGACACCCGAAACGGCCAAGGAACAGGAGCAGCGUCUAAAGGAAUUCAGCACUGUACACAAGGAAUGGAAAAAAAUGAAUGAUAAACGAGUGGCUGAAGCCAAGAAAGCGGCGGCAGCAGCUGAGAAAGAGGCCAAGAAGCAGCAGGCACAGGCCGAGAAGGAACAGAAAAGGCAGCAGGCCGAAGCUGAGAAAGAGGCUAAGAAGCAACAGGCCGAGGCUGAAAAGGAGAUUAAAAAGCAACAGGCCGAGGUUGACAAAGAGGCAAAGAGGCUGGCGGCCGAGGCUAAGAAGCAACAGGCUGAGGCCGAGAAAGAGGAAAAAAGGAUACGCGCCGAGUCCGAAAAGGAGCUCAAGCGUCAAGAGGAAGAGGCUAAAAAGGCUGCGCGAGCAAAAGGCUAAAAAUGUAGACAAAUUAUUGAAAACGGCAACGUCUCGUAUUAAAAUUGUGUGAAAGAUAAUUUGAAAAUAAAUCUCGAAAUUAGCUGGCAA
This is a messenger RNA of Drosophila grimshawi, 1491 nucleotides long. It is a transcript of the gene COX6AL2, whose product is annotated as stress response protein nst1. Gene Ontology annotation, molecular function: enzyme regulator activity. Gene Ontology annotation, cellular component: mitochondrial inner membrane. Gene Ontology annotation, biological process: mitochondrial electron transport, cytochrome c to oxygen. The record is from RefSeq and is a predicted model, not a curated record. Bases 79 to 1401 code for a protein of 440 amino acids. Lineage: Eukaryota; Metazoa; Arthropoda; Insecta; Diptera; Drosophilidae. The transcript is spliced from 3 exons.